AUGGCUACAACUACUAGCAGUACACAAAUUCUCACCACUAAAAUUACGAUCCAGAAUGAUUUAAAAACUCAUCUCACUAUUGAGGAAAAAAUCUCUAGAAUAUUUCCGGGCAUUCGAGUUCACGCAGUUUCAUCGAAAUAUGAU
Molecule: messenger RNA, 144 nt
Organism: Acaulospora morrowiae
Lineage: Eukaryota; Fungi; Glomeromycota; Glomeromycetes; Diversisporales; Acaulosporaceae
Source: the annotation of a GenBank genome assembly